Molecule: messenger RNA, 1426 nt
Organism: Ictidomys tridecemlineatus (thirteen-lined ground squirrel)
Lineage: Eukaryota; Metazoa; Chordata; Mammalia; Rodentia; Sciuridae
Source: RefSeq, a predicted model, not a curated record
AUACAUUUUCAUUCUUUUCCUGCAGAGUCUUCAGGCAGAGAGGAACAAACCAACUAAAAAUAUGAUUAACAUCAAUAGCCGCCUACAAGAAGUCUUUGGAUGUGCCAUUAAGGCCGCAUAUCCAGACCUGGAAAAUCCUCCUCUGAUAGUAACACCAAGUCAGCAACCCAAGUUUGGGGACUAUCAGUGUAAUAGUGCCAUGGGCAUUUCUCAGAUGCUCAAAACCAAGGAACAGAAAGUUAAUCCAAGAGAAAUUGCCGAAAACAUUACUAGACACCUGCCGAACAAUGAGUAUAUUGAAAAAGUUGAAAUUGCUGGUCCUGGUUUUAUUAAUGUCCAUCUAAGAAAGGAUUUUGUAUCAGAACAGUUGACCAAUCUUCUGGUGAAUGGAGUUCAGCUACCUCCCCUUGAAGAGAGAAAAAAGGUUGUAGUUGACUUUUCCUCUCCCAAUAUAGCUAAAGAAAUGCAUGUAGGCCACCUUAGGUCAACAAUCAUAGGAGAGAGUAUGUGCCGCCUCUUCGAAUUUGCAGGCUAUGAUGUGUUAAGGUUAAACCAUGUAGGAGAUUGGGGGACCCAGUUUGGCAUGCUCAUUGCUCACCUGCAGGAUAAAUUUCCAGAUUAUCUGACAGUCUCACCUCCUAUUGGGGAUCUUCAGGCUUUUUAUAAGGAAUCUAAGAGGAGGUUCGAUACUGAGGAGGAAUUUAAGAAGCGAGCAUACCAAUGUGUUGUUCUUCUCCAGAGUAAAAAUCCAGAUAUUAUAAAAGCUUGGAAGCUUAUAUGUGAUGUGUCCCGUGAAGGCUUUGUGCAAGUGGAUGAUGGCAGGAAGAUUGUGUUUGUCCCAGGGUGCUCCAUACCAUUAACCAUAGUGAAAUCCGAUGGAGGUUACACCUAUGAUACGUCUGACCUGGCUGCUCUUAAACAAAGACUAGUUGAGGAAAAGGCAGAUAUGGUUAUCUAUGUGGUAGACAAUGGACAAUCUAUGCACUUCCAAGUAAUAUUUGCUGCUGCUCAGAUGAUUGGUUGGUAUGACCCUAAAGUAACUCGAGUGUCCCAUGCUGGAUUUGGUGUGGUACUUGGGGAAGACAAGAAGAAGUUUAAAACACGGUCAGGGGAAACGGUACGCCUCAUAGACCUUCUGGAAGAAGGACUCAAACGGUCUAUGGACAAAUUGAAAGAAAAAGAGAGAGACAAGGUCUUAACUGCAGAGGAAUUGAAAGCUGCUCAGACAUCUGUCGCUUAUGGUUGUAUCAAAUAUGCUGACCUUUCCCAUAACCGGCUGAAUGACUACAUCUUCUCCUUUGACAAAAUGCUCGAUGACAGAGGGAACACAGCUGCUUACUUGUUGUAUGCCUUCACUAGAAUCAGGUCUAUUGCACGGCUGGCCAAUAUUGAUGAAGAGAUGCUCCGCAAAGCUGAGAAGUAUUGA